Teleopsis dalmanni is the source of this 712-nucleotide messenger RNA. RefSeq lists its product as uncharacterized. Bases 138 to 602 code for a protein of 154 amino acids. The record is from RefSeq and is a predicted model, not a curated record. NCBI's taxonomy places the organism in Eukaryota, Metazoa, Arthropoda, Insecta, Diptera, Diopsidae. The transcript is spliced from 3 exons.
UUGUUUCAAGAAAUCUCCUAUAAUUUUCUGUGACUAUUUAUAGUAGAUUUAAUACUGUAUACUACAUAGAUAUUUCUGCAUUGCAAGAAUUACCUCGAAUGAGAAAUCCUGAAAUUCAGGCAAAAUAAAAACGAAGUAUGGACAGUGAUAAAAACUUGAAAAAACUAUUUAAGGAUGAGUUUGGUCAUGGCAAAAAGCGUGGACUGCCCAGGCGGUUCCCACGUAAACGCACUCCCGCAGCUGAGCGUAAAAAAAUCAAGUUUCCUGGACGUCGCCAAUGCAUUGAUAAGCGUCACAAAGUUGGCAAGGGUAAGCGCUCGCCUGGUAUUCGCCGUCGUAUCGCGAAAGAUGUACGCCGCCGUGUCGCGAAAAAUAAACGCCGCCGUAAAAUCCUGCGUAAAGUCAGACGUGCGGGAUUAAAACGCCGCAGGGCUUACGGUAAACGUGCUCAGAUGCGUAAGAAUGUGAUACGCUCGGAAGCAGUAGAAUCUUCAAAAAUAGUUCCAUCUGGUCCUGCGUCAGAAGCUGGGGUGUUUAUGGAAGUUGUGCAACAAAUAAUACUACUGGUUGUCUGUUUCGUUCUAUACUUCUAUGUAAUUUAGGCCAUUAUUUCAAAAAAGUCUCUAAAUUUUCGUAUCUAAAUUAUUUUGCGAUCAAAAAUAAACUCUGUUAUCAAAUUACACUUUUACAAUAAAAAUUAAAAAAUUGAGAG